ACCGAGAGUUCAGUCGUAUCUCUCCCCUCGCGUGGCCUCUCGCCGCUGUACCAUUUAAUUCGUCCCCUCCACGCGGGCUCAGCUGGUACCAGCUGACACCUCUCAACGAGAUCCGUUCGGCUUGACAAUGGAAAAUCCCAUCUCUACGUCAUACGUGGCGGACUCAGAUUGGAUCGACACGCGAGGAAUGCAUGCGUACGAUCGCGGUAUCAACACUCGACGAGCGGGCGUCUUUUUGCUAUGAUCGAAUAUACACACUCGCGUGAAGAACGAUUGUUGUAAAGUGUUUUUAUCACGGAAAGGAGAUAUCGAGAGAUACUUAUCAAGGAAGGAUACCUGGAAAGUCAUAUAAUAAAUCACGCCCGGCGAGAUAACGGCUGUGUAUUAUAUAAAUCGCAACGGUUCCGUCAGCCUGCUUAAUAUUUCAGUGUUUCACUCGCGCUUUUGUGGUAUUCUUUUAAUUUUAACGAGAGGUAUCUGUUAUGAAUAUAGAUUUUGAUUGACAUACGCAUCGCUGUGUAAACACGCCCUUAAAGUUCCUUAAAUUGACACAAAUAAAUCUCGGUAAUAUCGCAGUAUUUAAUAAUCCCGAACAAAUCGCAGUAUUUUUGAAAGUAUUGGUCGAAUUUCGUAAGUCUAUUAAUACGAAAGUAGAAAAAAAAACCAUGAGUCAAACAAAAAAUCGCGUUAACUUGAGCGACGUGAGUGACAAGUUUACCGAAGAGGUGCUGACAGACGUCCUCUCUAAGGCGUGUAACGGGAAGAAGGUUCAGCUGACAGAUUGGAAUUUUGGCGAGGGAUUUGCCAAGGGUGACAGCUACCUGUCGACAGUUAACAAGGGUACGCUGUACGGUAUUGUGGACGGCAGUCCGAGGCAGCAAGUGCAAGUUAAUUUCGUCGUAAAGUCAAUUCCCAAAAACAUUGGCAGGAGAAAGACCUUUAGAAGCAGAGAUUUUUUCAGUAACGAAAUUAUAUUCUAUACAAAGGUUGUCCCCAAGAUUGAAAAAUUCUUAGCGGAGAGAGGACAAAGCAGUCUACUGCGCAUACCACGUUACUUGGCUUCUUACAUGGACGGUGAGAAUGAUUUCAUAGUCCUGGAAGAUGUCUCGCCUCUUGGAUUCGGGCCGGCGUCCAGACAGAGCUGCCUGGACUGGGCGGAAUGUACCGUGAUUUUAGAAGCCCUGGCGAAAUUUCACGCGAUUUCGUUUGCAUACAGAGACCAAAAGAAAGAGGAAUUCGACGAAUUAACAAGCUAUUUAAAAGAGACCUACUUUGGUGAUCAUAACUGGAACUGGUACCAAAAAUUCCAUAAACGGCUAGUGGAUAUUGCUAAACACGCGUUAAUGAUGGAAUAUCCCAACAGUAAAGCUGAAAAGCAAUUCAAUUCCUAUAAAUUUGGUGAACUCUACGACAUGUGCACGAAAUUAUGUGAGGAAAGAGGUACCUCGACGUCUGUUAUAGCAGCGGGUGACUGUUGGGCCCCAAACUUUCUAGUUCGGGACAUCGGGGAAAAUAAAAAAGAAGCGCUAGUGUUGGACUUUCAGCUUGCACGUUGCGCUAGCCCUAUCACGGAUAUGUCGUUUUUAGUUUACUCCUGCACUCAGAAGUCAUUUCGCGAUCAGUAUUUUGACGAUAUAUUGAAAAUUUAUUACUCCGAAUUGAGCAGCGCCAUUAAAUCUCUUGGAUCUGACCCGGAAAAAGUUUAUCCAUGGGAUUUAUUUAUGAGAGAGGUGAAGAGAAAUUUCAUCGUUGGAUUAGCGUUCUCCCUGGAAGCUGUUCCAUUUUGUCUAUUGGAUCCAUCACAAUCAUUCGAUUUAGAUGCCAUUGUCAAGGGCGACGAGGCAGUAAAUAUCGCUGAUGUAUGGACAUUAUCUAAUAUCGAAACAUCAAGCGGAAGGCGAAGAUUAGCAGACGUGAUUGUUCAUGGGGUUGAAAAUGGAUUUUUAUGAAAAUGAAAGUUUAUAUGUAAUUAUAAUUUUGCAUCGUUAUAAAACAUGACUACGUAAUUUUAACAAGAUGAUUUCACAUUAUUGGAAUAGUAUUAGUAUAUAUGUACUGCUGAAGCUAGUAUUAUUGGAACAGUAUAGGUAUAAUGUAUAUAAUUAGCAAUAUAUUAAUUUUAAUAAAAUGUCACUUUCACAUA
This is a messenger RNA of Wasmannia auropunctata (little fire ant), 2143 nucleotides long. RefSeq lists its product as uncharacterized. The coding region runs from base 666 to 1949 and encodes 427 amino acids. The transcript has 5 exons. Lineage: Eukaryota; Metazoa; Arthropoda; Insecta; Hymenoptera; Formicidae. The record is from RefSeq and is a predicted model, not a curated record.